Gopherus flavomarginatus (Mexican gopher tortoise) is the source of this 826-nucleotide messenger RNA. RefSeq names its product ring finger protein 181 (gene RNF181). Gene Ontology annotation, cellular component: cytoplasm. Gene Ontology annotation, molecular function: ubiquitin protein ligase activity. The record is from RefSeq and is a predicted model, not a curated record. The coding region runs from base 52 to 522 and encodes 156 amino acids. Gene Ontology annotation, biological process: protein ubiquitination. NCBI's taxonomy places the organism in Eukaryota, Metazoa, Chordata, Testudines, Testudinidae. The transcript is spliced from 5 exons.
UGGCGAGGCCAUUGGGCCGGGCCCGGGCCGGGCCGAGAGUCACUGGCCCCGAUGACUUCGUACUUCGAGGAGCACAACUGCGAGCCCGGCGAGCCUGUGGAGCGCGCCCGGGAGAACGUGCUGCUGGAGCUCGCGCGGACUCUGUUCAAUGGGCAGCAGAUCGACCUGGGCUCCGUGGACUUCACCGACUGGGAUCAGCGGCUGCCCCCGCCGGCCGCGCGCCGGGCCGUGCUCAGCCUCCCCACGGUGCGGGUGACGCCGGCCCAGGCAGACAAAGGGCUGAAAUGCCCCGUGUGCUUGCUGGAGUUCGAGGAGGAUGAGGGGGCCAGGAAGAUGCCCUGUGAGCAUCUCUUCCACUCGGGCUGCAUCCUGCCCUGGCUGGGGAAGACCAACUCCUGCCCCCUGUGCCGCCACGAGCUGCCCACGGACGACCAGGAGUAUGAAGAGUACAAGAAAGACAAGGUGCGGAGGCAGCAGCGUGAGCACCGGUUGGAGUACCUGCAUGGGGCCAUGUACACGUGACUGGGGGGGCCCACCUUGUCCUCUGCCUGCCUGGGGCAUUGGAUGCCCUCUCUGGGUGGGGGGCUCUCAGGGUCAGUGGGGGUAACCCAUCAGGAUGGGUACAUUCCAGAGCUGGGUCCGCAGGGGGUGUCCUGACAUGGACAGGGCUCCUCCUUUGCUGACCAGCCCCAGCAUCCCCAUGGAACAGCCCUGGGCGUCUCCCCCACUUUGCUGUGGGAUCACCACAGGGGCAGGAGUAACUGACUCUAACCCCCACCCCCGAUCCAGCCAUCUCCCCAGGCUGAUUAAAGCUGUUUUUCUCUGA